Molecule: messenger RNA, 1794 nt
Organism: Penicillium olsonii
Lineage: Eukaryota; Fungi; Ascomycota; Eurotiomycetes; Eurotiales; Aspergillaceae
Source: the annotation of a GenBank genome assembly
AUGCGUCAGGCGACUGUCCAGGCGUGGCAUACUGCUCGGCGUGCUCCAGUAUGGAACAUUGCCGCUAAGCGGCCUUGUCCACUGUCCUCUAACCAGCUGCGUGGUCUUCGGUCAUUCUCUGGCGGCAAGCGCUCAUCAUACGUCCCAGUAGCGUCCAACUCCUCCAUGCAUCGCCGAAAUCUUUCCCUCGCCGUUAUCUCAACCGUCGUUGCCUCGGGGGCUUGGUAUGCUUAUCAGGGUGACACCGUGAAAGUAGCCGCCACUCAAAUCCGGGGUUUCGCUUCCAGCGCCCUCAACUCCGCCUACGCCGAAGACCCGACGGAGUCCACGCGCCGUGCACUACUGGUCAGUGGUGACCAAUUUUACACGGCGACGCUUUCCGGAGACCAGCCCCUUGCCAAACACACAGACGACUCAGACCGUCAGGUCCUCGAGAUGUUGACUCCCGAGCAAGCAACGCAGAAAUUGCGCAAGAAUGAGGAGUCUUACUUGGUGAACCGUGGGCAGGGAGUUGUUCGUUAUGACGUGGUUCAAGUUGCAAGCAACUCGCCUAUCGAGGAUGAUCAUGCGGAGAAGAUUGUCGAGAUCCCGGCAUCCGUAGCUGCUGUCAGCAAUGGCGAGCCAAGUAGUGAUUGGAUGUUUUGGGCUGUCUUUGACGGUCACUCGGGUUGGACAACGUCCGCCAAACUGCGAAAUGUGUUGAUCUCAUAUGUCGCACGUGAACUUAACACUACCUACAAGAGUGCUUCUACAGACCCCUCGCUUGUCGUACCGACAUCUGAAGCCAUUGAUGCUGCUAUCAAGCAGGGCUUUGUCCGUCUCGACCACGACAUCGUCCACGAGAGUGUGAAGGAAGUUCUCAAGUCUAAAGAGCGGCGCGUUGCCGCUGAGCUUCUUGCCCCUGCGCUGUCUGGAUCCUGCGCCCUGCUCAGCUUCUAUGACGCACAGUCUAAGGAUCUCAAGGUCGCGGUAACGGGAGACUCCCGUGCAGUUCUUGGACGCCGUGGCCCCAGUGGGAAAUGGACCGCCAAGGCUCUUUCCGAAGACCAAACUGGCGGCACACCGUCAGAGAUGAAGCGUCUGCGUGAGGAACACCCCGGAGAGCCAUAUGUGACUAAAAAUGGUCGGAUUCUUGGUCAACUUGAACCUAGCCGUGCCUUCGGUGAUGCUUUCUACAAAUGGAGCCGAGAUGUUCAAGACACCAUCAAGGCCAAAUUCUUUGGCCGCACGCCACACCCCAUGUUGAAGACACCUCCAUAUGUCACCGCAGAGCCCGUUAUCACUACUACCAAAGUGGAUCCCUCGAAGGGUGACUUUAUUGUCAUGGCAACGGACGGUCUGUGGGAGAUGCUAAGCAAUGAAGAAGUUGUUGGCUUAGUCGGCCAGUGGGUUGAGCAACAGCAGUCUGCGGCGGCAAGUGGUAGUGCCGGCAAGGCUUGGUUGCAAAACUGGUUCAGCAGUCAAAAGUCGCUCCCCGUGGAGACCGCGGCUGAUGGUUCGACCGAAGGUCAACGCCGCCCUAUCCGCCAACAGCAAUAUGACAUUGCUGGUGCGGCUAGCCGGUUUGUUGUUGAGGACAAGAAUGCCGCGACACACCUUGUGCGAAACGCCAUGGGAGGAAAGGAUAAGGACAUGGUUUGUGCGCUGUUGACACUGCCAAGUCCCUACUCUCGUCGCUACCGGGACGACGUUACCGUCGAGGUUAUUUUCUUCGGCCAGGGUCCUGACUCCCGCACUGUUGAAAUUAACAAGGAAGCCAGUGCCUCUGAACAACCCGUCAAGUCGAAGCUUUAG